Molecule: messenger RNA, 1407 nt
Organism: Suncus etruscus (white-toothed pygmy shrew)
Lineage: Eukaryota; Metazoa; Chordata; Mammalia; Eulipotyphla; Soricidae
Product: alpha-N-acetylgalactosaminidase-like
Exons: 9
Coding region: 1-1293 (430 amino acids)
Biological process (GO): oligosaccharide metabolic process; glycosylceramide catabolic process; glycoside catabolic process
Cellular component (GO): cytoplasm
Molecular function (GO): alpha-galactosidase activity
Source: RefSeq, a predicted model, not a curated record
AUGACUGGGCCAGAUGGGAGGCCCCAGAGCGGCCUCAUGGGCUCCAGGCCCAGCCAAGAGCCGCAGCAGACUGUGCUCUUGCUGGUCCUGGGAACCCAGGUGCAGAUGCUGGAGAACGGGCUCCUGAGGGUGCCCCCCAUGGGCUGGCUUUCCUGGGAGCGCUUCCGCUGCAACACAAACUGCAAAAACGACCCCAAGAACUGCAUCAGCGAGCGGCUCUUCAUGGAGAUGGCUGACCGGCUGGCCCAGGAUGGAUGGCGGGACCUAGGCUACGUGUACCUCAACAUCGAUGACUGCUGGAUCGGAGGGCGCGAUUCCAAGGGCCGCCUCAUACCUGACAAAGAGCGUUUCCCUAAUGGCAUUGCUUUCCUGGCUGACUAUGCUCACUCCUUGGGCCUGAAGCUGGGUAUCUACGAGGACCUGGGCAAGUUUACCUGCAGUGGUUACCCAGGCACAACGCUUGACAAGGUGGUUCUGGACGCUCAGACCUUCGCUGAGUGGAAGGUGGACAUGCUGAAGCUGGAUGGCUGCUACUCGACCUCCAAGCAACGGGUCCAGGGAUACCCCAAGAUGGCAGCUGCACUGAAUGCCACAGGCCGCCCCAUCGCCUUCUCCUGUGUUUGGCCACUCUAUGACCACGGCCUCCCCCCAAGGGUGGACUACAAACUUGUAGCAGACACCUGUAACCUCUGGCGCAACUACAAAGACAUCCAGGACUCGUGGACCAGUGUGUUGUCCAUCCUAGACUGGUUCGUGACCCACCAGGACAUUCUGCAGCCUGUGGCAGGCCCUGGCCACUGGAAUGACCCGGACAUGCUGAUCAUUGGGAACAAGGGCCUGAACUUUGAGCAAGCACGCUCCCAGAUGGCCUUGUGGACCAUCCUGGCAGCUCCCCUCCUAAUGUCCACGGACCUACGUUCCAUAAGCCCCCAGAAUGUUGACAUUCUGCAGAAUUCGCUCAUGAUCAAAAUCAACCAGGACCCCCUAGGCAUCCAGGGACGCAGGGUUAUCAAGGACCAAAACCACAUUGAAGUGUUCUUGCGGCCCCUGGCCAAUCAAGCUUUCGCCAUUGUGUUCUUCAGCCGCCACACAAUCAAGCCCUAUCAGUACAGCAGUUCCCUGGCACAGCUGAACCUAACUGAUGCCACCAUGUAUGAGGCCCAGGAUGUCUACACUGGCGACACCAUCAGCAAUCUCAAGCAGACCACCAACUUCACGGUCACCAUCAAUCCUUCUGGGGUGGUCAUGUGGUACCUUUACCCCCUCAGGAAGCAGCAACUAUUCCAGCAUUGAGGAGCUGGGAGUGUGAUAAGACAAGCUGCAGAAGCACAACGGGCCCAGACCAGGCCACCACUUUGAGCACUAAGGGUCCAGUUGAUGGGACGCUCUGCUACCCAGCCUCCCAGG